This is a messenger RNA of Selaginella moellendorffii, 2137 nucleotides long. Its product is annotated as calcium-dependent protein kinase 17. The transcript has 3 exons. The record is from RefSeq and is a predicted model, not a curated record. Gene Ontology annotation, cellular component: cytoplasm; nucleus. Lineage: Eukaryota; Viridiplantae; Streptophyta; Lycopodiopsida; Selaginellales; Selaginellaceae. Gene Ontology annotation, biological process: intracellular signal transduction; peptidyl-serine phosphorylation; protein autophosphorylation. Gene Ontology annotation, molecular function: calmodulin binding; calcium/calmodulin-dependent protein kinase activity; calcium-dependent protein serine/threonine kinase activity. The coding region runs from base 498 to 1889 and encodes 463 amino acids.
GUGAAAAAAAAUCAAACCCACACAAUUGUUUGUUUUCAGUAAGUCAACUCGAGUCAAUUGUGAGUCAACUCGAGUCAAACUUAUUUUGUACCGAAAAGUGCACAAAAGGGUACGGACGUCGUUUUCCACGUGACUGCUGACGUGGCAAUGGAAUCGCCACACGUCACGAGAACGUGGAGCCGAGUCCAAAAGAAAAAUCACACAGGCGUGUGUGGCCAUGGCCGAGUGAAGGAUUUCGGCGCCAGUGGCAGCUUCUAUGAAAGGCGCGAGGAAAGCUGCACGGAUCUCUGUCUCUCCGCCUCUCUCAAAUCGCAUCCAGGCGAGCAGGGCGCGCCAGAAAUCUCCACUCGUUUUUCCAGGCUUUCCAUCUUCUCCCCCAUCAAUCGAUUGCCAGCGGCGCAGGGUGAAAGAGGGGCGGAGGAGCGCGCGCGCGAGCGAGCCAGCUGUUGUGAUGCGCGGCACCGAUCCGUGGAUCUCGUGUCGGUGUUGCUCCUCGGAUGGGCAACUCUUGCUGCUUGAGCCUGUGCGAUUUGCUCCUGGGCGCCGAGAGUGAAGAUCCACGCGUGCUGUGCCACACUUGCUCCAUUCAUCCCGGCGGCGGCGCUGGUGGCGGCGGCGCUGGUGGGCGCUGCCGAAUCGUGGCUGGCGCGAGCGACCAGGGCAUCGGCGACAACUACGAGCUGGGCGAGGAGCUGGGCAGGGGCCAAUUCGGCGUCAUCCGGCUGUGCCGCCAUAGAUCCACCGGCGAGCGCCUGGCUUGCAAGUCCAUCGCCAAGGCCAAGCUCACGUCGGCGGCUGACGUGCGCGACGUGCAGCGCGAGAUCGAGAUCAUGCAGCAGCUGGCCGGGAAUCCACACAUUGUGGGCUUGCGCGACGUGGUGGAGGACGACGAGUCCGUCCAUAUGGUGAUGGAGCUGUGCGAGGGCGGCGAGCUCUUCGACCGGAUCGUGGAGAGGAAGAUGUACUGCGAGCGCGACGCGGCGCGGGUGUGCAAGACGGUUGUGGAGGUGAUCCAGUGCUGCAACGCGCGCGGGAUCAUCCACCGGGACCUCAAGCCCGAGAACAUCCUGCUGGUGGAUGCGGCGAGCAACUCGCGGAUCAAAGUCGCGGAUUUCGGCCUCGCUGUCCACUUCCACCCAGGCGAGACGCACUCGGGCAUGGCUGGCAGCGCGUACUACAUCGCUCCAGAGGUUUUGAGGGGCGAGUACGGGCCAGAGGUGGACGUUUGGAGCGCGGGCGUGGUACUGUACGUGAUGCUGUGUGGCGUCCCACCGUUUUGGGACGAGACGGAGGAGGGCAUCUUUGAUGCUAUUCGCUAUGGCCACCUUGACCUCUCCAGCGACCCCUGGCCAAAGCUUUCCGCCUCGGUCAAGCGCCUCGUUCGCGGGAUGCUGUGCCAGGAUCCCAGCAAGCGCCUCACUCCGGCUCAAAUCCUCAAUCACGAGUGGAUCGUUGAGCAUGCAAGCGCGGUGGACAAGGAGGAGGAGGUGUCGCCGACGCCGGGAAGCAGCCUUGCGAGGGUCAAGCUGGGGCGUCGCAGCAUCAACGCCGACUUGGGAUCGUGGAGAUCGUGGCAGACGACGACGAGCUCGAGCAGCAGCGAUAGCGACACCGGGUUCUUGGAGGGGCUCUUGAACGAUGGCCAGGACAGGGUGGCGGAGGACGAUGAGAAUAGGAGCACGGCAGUGGGAUCAUCGAAACAUCGUGGUGAUCGUGAUGGUCGGGACCGGAUUGAGAGCUCGGUGAUUGUAUCGGGGAAGACGACGAUGACUCCGACACCUCCAACGGCCGCUAGCGUGCCUUUGUACCUCACUACUCCGUGCCGGCCCCUCGACGCUUGUUACGAUGCUACACGGCUCUUCCAAAGGCAGGUGUCGAGCGGCGCGUGAUCGAAGCGAAGCGGUCGAGACGAUCUAGCCGAUUUUUGGUGGUGCAUGGUGGUGUUUUUUGCAAGUUUCGAGUGACACCACCGCUCCACACAUUUAUUUCGUUCAUCCAGAUGGUGGGCGAUUCUUCUGUUUUUUCUUUCUUUUCCUUCCAUUCUCUUUCUCUCGGAUUGAUCGACGCUAAGAUAUGUUCUCGGCUGGAACUAUUUUUUGGCUACACAAAUAAACGGUUAGCUUAAGUUUGUAUAAAA